CUCGUGUUAUGUUUAGAGGUUAGGGAGUCUUUUGAAAUUCUGAAAUUCUGAAAGUAAACAUCUUAAUGAUUAUUAGUUAGUUAUCUAAUGUGAGUGUGAACUACAUACGAACUACGCGAUUGUGAUUUCUUCAAUGUGUUAAGUCACUAGCAACAGGUUUUUGUUUCAAAAUGAAAAGGAAAGCCGAUAAUCCACCCGCUACCAAGCAGUCAAAAGUAGCUAAAUUAAGCAACUUUAGGAGAAUCGCUGUGCCCCCUCAUCGCCUCACUCCCCUAAAGGAGAAUUGGAUGAAAAUAUUUUCUCCCAUUGUCGAACACCUUAAACUACAAGUUAAAUUCAAUAUCAAAACCAAAAAUGUUGAAAUUAGAGCACCUCUCUCUGAUGAUGAAAGUGCUUCCAAUCUUCAGAAAGCAGCCGAUUUUGUGCGAGCUUUUGUCUGUGGAUUUGACGUUGAAGAUGCCCUCGCCUUGGUACGAUUGGAGAAUCUUUUCAUCGAAACUUUCGAAAUUAAAGAUGUCAAACAGCUGAAAGGUGAUCAUCACUCGCGAGCAGUUGGACGUCUUGCAGGAAAAGGUGGCAGGACAAAGUAUACCAUUGAAAACAUCACUAAAACAAGAAUUGUCAUCGCAGACUCCAAAAUUCAUAUUCUUGGAUCAUAUCAAAGCAUCCAAAUAGCCAUGAGAGCGAUCUGUAAUCUUAUUCUUGGAAGUCCACCAUCUAAAGUGUAUGGUCAGUUGAGAAAUGUAGCCACAAAAGUUGCCUCCCGCAUCUAAAUGCACCCACCAUUUGAAGCUGAGUUUUGGAGCAAUGAAGGUAUAACCAUAGAAAGCACAGGACCUUUAAACUGGUGAUGCUAACUAGAAAAUCAUCCAGUCCCAUCUGGAACCAUCUGCAGAAGAAUUAUUCAGUUGCCCAUUACACCGCCAACUCAAGAAAAAAUUCAUCAUAUCAUUCCGCUGUUGCUACUGGAGUAAGUUUUGAUACUUUCUACAAGUCAAGAGACAGAUUUUGCAUCUCUUAAAGUUCAUGAACAUCAUCUUAAUCUAUAAGGAGAGUGUGGCUUCCUUUAUGCUUGAACAAGUUGAACAAUACAGAAAUGGAAUCGGCAAGUUAGUCCUCUCUUCGUUUUUUUUAAGUUUAUGUUAAUGACCAAGGUUUUCAAGGGAGUAUCUAUUUUUAAAUUUACCGAUUCUCUGCUAUUCUUAUUUACAUGAUGGGAAUCAUCCAUUGAUACCAUUUGAAAUUUAAAAAAGCAAUCCUAAGGAGCUCAUCGGAAAAUGCUAAAUAGGUGAUUUCCCCCUCAGCGACAUUUGAUUUUUGAGGGUCUAGCCCUGAAUUAUAACUUUUAAUGAUGAAGAUAUACCCCUAAAAAUUGUUUGCUUCAAGCAAUUCUUAUGCCUAUCACGUCUUGCAUACCAUUUUCAAAAAAUGAAUUUAUUGAAUAAAGAAGUAAGAGAUUUAAAAAUUUUAAGACUUAUUUUUUGUGUUGCGGACAUGGAUAACUUAUAAACAUACCCUUUGUAUUUGAUUCACUGCAGAAACUUUAAAUUUAAAAUAGUUCUUAAUAAUACCUGUGGACCGAGGCCCAGUCUUCUUGAAAUUUCAAUUCACCAUGUAGGUAAACUUCUUGCAAUCUCUCCAAUUCUUUUAUUUCAUGUGAUUUCAUAAAUUUAAGAUGUUUUUUCUGAAUUAUAUUUUUGUUUGUACCUAUAUGA
Molecule: messenger RNA, 1715 nt
Organism: Bemisia tabaci
Lineage: Eukaryota; Metazoa; Arthropoda; Insecta; Hemiptera; Aleyrodidae
Product: RNA-binding protein pno1
Cellular component (GO): nucleus
Molecular function (GO): RNA binding
Source: RefSeq, a predicted model, not a curated record